GACUGGGGGUAGAGGCAUCCAUCGACGAUGUAAAAAAGGAGACUUUUGGGGGGAGGGGGGCGGCGGUGGCGGUUGGGUGCUUGCCUGGCCAAAAAUGAAGGAUGCAGGACGCAGCUCCCUCUUGGAGGCGAACGCAGUGGAGAAACUGACCGCGAGGAGGAAGAAGGAAGGCUGCUUUUGGGGGAGAUCUGGAUCUUAACCCCAAUUGUGUAGAUUGCGCACAGGGAACCUUGAGAAAUGAAUUAAACUACCCGUGUCAGACCCCGCGGGCUUGGUGUGUUCUGACAUCAAUAAAUAAGCCUAAAAAAAAAAAGGAAAAAAAAAAAAAAAAAACAGCUGCUCCCCCCAUUUUUUCCCCUAAAAGGAUGCUUGGAAAAGGAGAAGCCAGGAUCCACGAAGGAAAAGUCUGUUCCCUUUUCUCUAAAACGCAGAAACUAAAACCCGGAUCUAUUUUUGGAAGGAAAAGUUUGGGGCUUUUUUGAGACAAGUCAAGACUUUGGAGAUGGUGGUGGUGUUUUCUUUGCAUUUCGAAUUUCCCACAAGAAGAGAGGAAAUUAAUAAUACAUCUGCAAAGAAAUUUUGGAAAAGAAAAGUUGACCGCGGCAGAAUGAGGCAUUGAUUGGGGGGGCGAGGGGGCAGAGAAACCAGCAGAGCACAGUUGGAUGUGUGCCUUUGUUGACUAAAAUUGACGGAUAAUUGCGGUGGGAUCUUUUCUUCAUCAACCUCUUUUUCUUUUUUUCCUUUCUUUUUGGUGCCAAGAUUAUGCGUUUUUGCUAGUUCUUAAACCACCUGGAUUUCCAUCUGGAUGUGCUGCCAUCAGUCUGAAAUACAAUUGGCAAACAACACAUUGCCUAUUUACAGCAUAGAGACCACAAUGGAGAGCUAGUUUAGAAACAACCUUCCUGUUCCCAGCCUGACACCGGAGAUGACUCUCCCAGGGAUUCACUUCUCUUGCUAUUUGAACUCCAGAAGGACCAACACCAGAUAAAUUAUGAAUGUUGAACAAGAUGACCUUACAUCCACAGCAGAUAAUGAUAGGUCCUAGGUUUAACAGGGCCCUAUUUGACCCCCUGCUUGUGGUGCUGCUGGCUCUUCAACUUCUCGUGGUGGCUGGUCUGGUGCGGGCUCAAACUUGCCCUUCUGUAUGCUCCUGUAGCAACCAGUUCAGCAAGGUGAUUUGUGUCCGCAAAAACCUACGUGAGGUUCCAGAUGGCAUCUCUACCAAUACAAGGUUAUUGAACCUCCAUGAGAACCAAAUCCAGAUCAUCAAAGUGAAUAGCUUCAAACACUUGAGGCACCUGGAAAUCUUACAGCUGAGUAGAAAUCAUAUCAGAACCAUUGAAAUUGGAGCCUUCAAUGGUCUAGCGAACCUCAACACUCUAGAACUCUUUGACAAUCGUCUUACUACCAUCCCAAAUGGAGCUUUUGUAUAUUUGUCUAAACUGAAGGAGCUGUGGUUGCGUAACAACCCCAUUGAAAGCAUCCCUUCUUACGCUUUUAACAGAAUCCCUUCUCUGCGCCGACUAGACUUAGGGGAGUUGAAAAGGCUUUCAUACAUCUCAGAAGGUGCCUUUGAAGGUCUGUCCAAUUUGAGGUAUUUGAACCUUGCCAUGUGCAAUCUUCGGGAAAUCCCUAACCUCACACCUCUCAUAAAACUGGACGAGCUGGAUCUUUCUGGGAAUCACUUAUCUGCUAUCAGACCUGGUUCUUUCCAAGGACUGAUGCAUCUUCAAAAACUGUGGAUGAUACAAUCCCAGAUUCAAGUGAUUGAGCGGAAUGCCUUUGAUAACCUUCAAUCACUAGUGGAGAUCAACCUGGCACACAACAAUUUAACAUUACUGCCUCAUGACCUCUUCACACCCUUGCAUCACCUAGAGCGAAUACACUUACAUCACAACCCUUGGAACUGUAACUGUGACAUUCUGUGGCUCAGUUGGUGGAUAAAAGACAUGGCACCUUCUAAUACUGCUUGUUGUGCUCGGUGUAACACUCCUCCCAAUCUGAAAGGGAGGUAUAUUGGGGAGCUCGACCAGAAUUAUUUCACAUGCUAUGCUCCUGUGAUUGUGGAACCUCCUGCUGACCUCAACGUCACUGAAGGUAUGGCUGCUGAGCUGAAGUGCAGGGCUUCCACAUCCCUGACCUCUGUAUCCUGGAUUACUCCAAAUGGGACAGUCAUGACACAUGGGGCAUACAAAGUGCGAAUAGCUGUGCUCAGCGAUGGCACAUUAAAUUUCACGAAUGUAACUGUGCAAGAUACAGGCAUGUACACAUGUAUGGUGAGUAAUUCUGUUGGGAAUACCACUGCUUCGGCCACCUUGAAUGUUACUGCAGCAACCACUACUCCCUUCUCUUACUUUUCAACAGUGACAGUAGAGACUAUGGAACCUUCUCAGGAUGAGGCAAGGACCACAGAUAAUAAUGUGGGCCCCACUCCGGUGAUCGACUGGGAAACCACCAAUGUGACCACCUCUCUCAUGCCACAGAGCACAAGGUCAACAGAAAAAACAUUCACCACCCCAGUAACUGAUAUAAACAAUGGGAUCCCAGGAAUUGAUGAGGUCAUGAAGACCACUAAAAUCAUCAUUGGCUGUUUUGUGGCCAUCACACUCAUGGCAGCAGUGAUGCUGGUUAUUUUUUACAAGAUGAGGAAGCAGCACCAUCGACAAAACCAUCAUGCGCCAACAAGGACUGUUGAGAUCAUUAAUGUGGAUGAUGAGAUUACAGGAGAUACACCCAUGGAAAGUCACCUGCCCAUGCCUGCUAUUGAACACGAGCACCUAAAUCACUAUAACUCUUACAAAUCUCCCUUCAACCACACAACAACAGUUAACACAAUAAAUUCAAUACACAGUUCGGUGCAUGAACCGUUAUUGAUUCGAAUGAACUCUAAAGACAAUGUACAAGAGACUCAAAUUUAAACAUUUACAUAAUUACAGAAAAUAAUCAAAAAAAGACAGUUUAUUAAAAAUGACACGGAUGACUGGGCUAAAUCUACUGUUUCAAAAAAGUGUCUUUACAAAAAAAACAAAAAAGAAAAGAAAUUUAUUUAUUAAAAAUUCUAUUGUGAUCUAAAGCAGACAAAUUAAUGUGUAUUCCUCAGAACCUGUUUUUGCUGCACUUACUAUUUCCCCACAUCUCGUCCUUGCCUUCCCCAAUUGCCAUAUUUUUCAUAGGAGAUCUCAAUUCCUUAAAGAACUGGUAUAGGGAAUUUUGUAAGAAUUCUGUUACACUUUGAGAUUUUUAUGGUGAAUUCGUGGUGAGAUCAGUCUAUUUUGUCUUCCUUUCUCUAUUUCUUCCUUUUUUGCUUUUCUUCCUCCAUGCCCUUAUGAAGUAGUCCAAUGGGGAAUGCAAUACUAGAAAUAGAUUUUUAGAAAGAAGGAGGAAAAUUGCAAGAUCUUAUAUUUUCAUGUAAUAAUCUGUUCUGUAUUUAUGAAGAGGACCAUUCUAUGGAAAGGGGGUAAAAAGUAAGCAAACAACAAAUUAAUUUCCAUAUGAGCAUCUAUAAAACCCAUGAUCUUUUAAACACUCUAGAUCCAGAAUUUGUAGUUCAAAGACUAAAAAAUAAGAUUACAAAUAAAAUAUUGUUGGUUUUUUUGUA
Molecule: messenger RNA, 3598 nt
Organism: Suncus etruscus (white-toothed pygmy shrew)
Lineage: Eukaryota; Metazoa; Chordata; Mammalia; Eulipotyphla; Soricidae
Gene: LRRC4C
Product: leucine rich repeat containing 4C
Exons: 4
Coding region: 996-2918 (640 amino acids)
Biological process (GO): regulation of axonogenesis; synaptic membrane adhesion; modulation of chemical synaptic transmission
Cellular component (GO): plasma membrane; postsynaptic density membrane; glutamatergic synapse
Molecular function (GO): cell-cell adhesion mediator activity
Source: RefSeq, a predicted model, not a curated record